AUGCCGGAAGAACGCUACUCGGGGGCUUUAUCGGAGCAGCAGGAAGCAGCUGCCGUGACAUUUCACAAUAUCACGGAAGCUGAAACAAGUGUGAUGGAACGUUAUUUAAGCAUGAAACAGGGGCCCACAGCUUCACAGGUCCUUCAAAGAAAUCCAAAGUUCAAAUCACUUUUGACCAACUUGGCUUCGGGCCUCAAGCAAGAGAAGCAGCUGCUGUAG
Messenger RNA from Prunus armeniaca (apricot), 219 nucleotides. NCBI's taxonomy places the organism in Eukaryota, Viridiplantae, Streptophyta, Magnoliopsida, Rosales, Rosaceae. The record is from the annotation of a GenBank genome assembly.